Messenger RNA from Triticum dicoccoides, 3711 nucleotides. Its product is annotated as G-type lectin S-receptor-like serine/threonine-protein kinase At4g27290. Bases 981 to 3488 code for a protein of 835 amino acids. Gene Ontology annotation, molecular function: ATP binding; protein serine/threonine kinase activity. The record is from RefSeq and is a predicted model, not a curated record. Gene Ontology annotation, biological process: recognition of pollen; protein phosphorylation. The transcript has 7 exons. Lineage: Eukaryota; Viridiplantae; Streptophyta; Magnoliopsida; Poales; Poaceae.
UCAGCGCUUCAUCCCCAACUCCGUCCUCUCCGCUCGCACGCCGCCGGACAACGGCACAACCCCGCGGUAACGACACACUCCAUCUGUACCCACUCGCCGGCGGUGUCAGCAGAUAUGAACGCCGCCCACCGCCGAACAAAUCCAUGUGUUACUGCCCUAAUUUCUCGCGCGACUUCGCUUCGCGACGGGAGGAAAUAGGAACGGAGAGGGAUUGGCCACGGCGGCCAAUGGCGGCGGCGACAGGUCACCCGCCACCCGCGCUUGGCCGGCCCCACCAUCGCCAUCUUCAUCGACGCGCAAGAGGAUCUGGCCCUCCAGUGACGGCGCGGCGUCGUCGACGGGAUCUGCGGGCCGCGGCGGCGGGCCCCGAUUCCCCAGUCCCCACGGCAACCAGCUGGCCAUUCCUGCUUCCCGGGCCAUCGCGUUGGCACCCCACCAGCGUGCCUCAGGUCGGAGUCGUCCCAACUCCCAACAGCACGGACGUUGCUCCAACCCUCGGAUGCACUUUUGGGUUCACAAGUUAGAAUCCGCCGAGAUUCCACCCAAGUCCAAGAUUCCACCGCUGGAACGCGCGCGGUAUGUCAUAUUUUAUCUCGUCGAUCACUCAAAGCCUCAAAAGUCAAGCAUUGUCAUCAUGUCAUGGGUGGGCAGGCGGAUGAAAUCGCAUCGAAAGUCAUGGGUUUGACGGCCAUAAUCAUGUAGAGAAAUGCAGAUAACAGCUACUGAUGCAAAUAAUACUGGCUGACACUAACGCGAGAGCUGCGGGACAUGUAUUGUAUUGCAGGCUUGCAACUUCUUGGAAGAUUAACUGCCAUAUUAUGUAACUAAGUGUUGUUCUCUCUGAUCGAAGGAGGACCAGAAUUCAAACUUCGGUAGGUAAGCUGGUGGGCACUUUGUAGAACAGUGCUGGAGGAUGCACCUAUAAGCCGCCUAAGGCUAUAACCAUUCUUCUUCACCAGGAGUAAGAAGGGUCGCUGACUAUGGAGGAGUUAACCUCCAGCCACAUCCUCAGCCUUCUUCUCUGCUCGUUCUUAGCCCUUUCUCCCAUAGCCUUUGCUGCUGAGGUCACUGACACGCUCGGCAAGGGCCAGAAUGUCAGUGAUGGCGAGACACUCGUCUCAGCCGGUGGGUCAUACACCCUGGGGUUCUUCUCCCCUGGGGUGGCUGCCAAGAGAUAUCUUGGUAUAUGGUUCACCAUGUCCGAGGACGUCGUCAGUUGGGUAGCCAACGCUGACCGUCCUCUCACUGACGCUUUUGGGGUGUUGGUGAUCAGUGGCACCGGAAGCCUUCUCCUGCUGGAUAGCUCCGGUCAAGUCGUGUGGUCUUCAAACACGACGGGCACCGGCUUCAUGACAGCGCAAUUGCUCAAUUCGGGCAACCUAGUCUUGAGCGACGGAAGCGGAGGUGCCGCCAUGUGGCAGUCGUUCGAUCACUUGUCGAACACGCAGCUUCCCGGCAUGAAGAUCGGCAGGAACCUGUGGACCGGUGCAGAGUGGCGGCUUACGUCGUGGCGUUCGCUGAACGACCCUUCCCCAGGUAACUUCCACUACACGACCAAUUUGGAAGGCGUGCCGCAAAACGUUCUCUUGGACGGUGAUAAAGUGAUAUACCGCACCGGACCAUGGAACGGCCAAUGGUUCAGCGGUGUCACGGAGAUGGCCACAUAUUCUGACAUGUUUGCCUACCAGUUGACAAACACCCCAAGCGAGGUAACCUACGGUUAUGUCGCCAAGCCUGGAGCACCCUUGUCACAUCUACUGCUCACCCACGACGGAGUAUUCCGGCGCCUAGUGUGGGAGCCGAGCAGCCGAGCAUGGAAGGUCUUCUUCCAAGGGCCGAGGGACAUCUGCGACGACUACGGGAAGUGCGGCGUAUUUGGUAUGUGCAAUGCCAAUGCGCCGUCGACGUCAUUCUGCAGCUGCAUCAAGGGGUUCAGCCCGACGUCUCCGGUGCAGUGGAAGAUGAGGGGCACCUCCAGUGGAUGCCGCCGAAACGUGAUGUUGGACUGUGGCAAUGGAACUUCCACCACAGAUGGUUUCGUGGUGAUGCACGGAUUGAAGCUUCCCGAUACGCGCAAUGCGUCGGCGGAUGCAAGCAUCACGUUGGAAGAAUGCAGCGCGAAGUGCCUGGCGAACUGUUCAUGCCUAGGCUAUGCAGCAUUAGAUAUCCGGGGAGGAGGCGUUGGAACUGGGUGCAUCAUCUGGAAAGAUGACCUCAUGGAUCUGCGGUAUGUAGAUGGAGGACAAACCCUCUAUCUAAGAUCUGCCAAGUCUGAAUUAGCUGAGGUGCGGUACCCAGCAUUUCCAACUGGGCUUAUUAUUGGUGCAUCAAUAGCCUCCCUUGUCAUGGUUCUCUUUGCUCUUUGGUUGUUCGCUGUUGUGAGGAGACGACGACGGGAAUCAAGAAUAUCAGUAGACAAUGCCCAGGGAGGUGCAAAUGGGGCUGGUGCUGAUACUCGCUCCAAUCCUGCUUUGACUGUCCAGUCCGUCCGUGCAGUUGGUCUUCCUACUAUAACAGAGGCUACAGGAAAUUUCUCUGAAGCAAAUAUCAUCGGUGAGGGCGAAUAUAGUGUCGUCUAUAAGGGGCAGCUACACGAUGAUACAAUAGUUGCUGUGAAGAGGCUGAAACACUAUCGUCUUACUAAUAAAGGCAGGGAACAUUUCUCAAGGGAAGUGGAAAUGAUGUCAAAGCUCAUGCAUGCCAAUCUUGCUAAGCUCCUCUGCUAUUGCCAGGAAGGAGAUGAGUGGAUAUUAGUCUACGAGUGGAUGGAGCGCCAGAGUUUGAAUCUCUACGUUUUUGGGGAAGAAAAUGGAUUCCGUUUCUCACUGAAUUGGGGGCAAAGACUGGGAAUAAUUCGUGGGAUCGCCGUAGGUGUUAAAUUUCUUCACGGAGAAGGAUUCAUCCACAGGGAUCUAAAACCUGGCAAUAUACUUGUCAGUGACACGUGGCAUCCCAAAAUAGCGGACUUUGCCACCGCGAAGCUGUUUAUCGACGAGGAGACAAAUCCGACAUUAGUACUGACGCCGGGAUAUGUCGCUCCGGAGUAUUCAUCGGAAGGGGCCCUGACGUACAAGUGUGAUGUAUAUAGUUUUGGAGUCCUGUUGUUGGAGAUAGUCAGUGGAAAAAGGAGAACAAGCAUUCAAACUUUCCUUCUUCAUGCCUGGGAAUUGUGGAAUCAACGCAAGAUCAGGGAGCUUCUUGAUCCACAAGUGGGUGAACCUAGAGGCGAGGUCUUGUCAGGGCUAGCCAGAUGCAUCCAGAUUGGCCUUCUCUGCGUGCAGCAUUUGCCUGAGCACAGGCCUUCAAUGCCUGAAGUUGUGGCAAUGCUAAGCGGCACCGGCUCACAGCUCCCUACGCCAUGCAAACCCACACCAAACAGCGGAGCAGUACCCGGCACACAACCCGGACCGAGGCAGACCUUCUUACAGUGGCUAUUCCACUCAUGUGGCCGUGACUUCGCGAGCCCACGCAUGGUAGCUACGGUGUAGUGCUUCGGUCUAUGAGGGCGAGGCAGUGGCAGUGCAACUGAAGUAAGCGUAAAUUUUACUACCAGUCCGGACGUCGCGGCCUGAAAUUGACGUUUUAUUUUUGUACUUUUAACACUGGGUAUCUCCAUCAGACUAUCACCUUCAUAUUCCUUUCUGGAUUUGUGCUUGUUCGAACCACGGCAAGUUUAUCGGAAGUUUUGUUAUGAAAACAAUAAUUGACACA